AUCUAACUAAAAAUAUUAAAACCAAUCUAAAAUUAACUUAAAAACUGAUAAUGAAUUUUAUUGGAUCUCUAAAUAUUUUAAAACCGAUUCAAACCGAACCCCACAACUGAUAUAUACAUACACUAGCAGCUAAUUUUGUAGAAGUGUUUGAUUCCAAUAUUCCACAUGGAUCCAAUUGGUUUCUUCCUUCUUCUGACAUCUCUGUUACUCAGUUACCCCUUUGUUCUCAUUGCUCAAAAUCCAUCAAAUACAACAACUAUCAGUGUUGUAGGAGUUGUUUAUUGUGAUACUUGCUCAACUGGAACUUUCUCUAAACACAGUUACUUCUUGUCAGGUGUUGAGGUUCAUAUAGAGUGCAGAUUUAGAGCGAGCUCGCCACGAAGCAACGAGCAGAUAAACUUUUCGGUGAACCGAACAACAGAUAGAAAUGGAGCAUACAAGUUAGAUAUACCAUCAGUUGAUGGAGAUAACUGUGAAAGUUCUAUGGAUGGUGGUAAUUCAGAGAUUGUAACUCUAUGUGAAGCAAGUUUGAUAGGAACAUCAUCAUCUUCUUAUUCUUGCAAUGUUCCUUUCUUAAAGAGCACAAGAAAUAGUGAGAUAUCAAAACAGGAUAAUAACCUAUGUGUAUACAGCCUAGGAAGCCUAAGUUACAAGCCACCUAUAAUCAAUGCUCCUUUAUGCUCAAAUUAAGUCUGCGCUUUCCAGAGGUAUUGUCUGUUUUAGAUAUUUUGAGAACUUUCAUGAGUUCGUCUUACUUAAAAAUACUAUUGGAGCGAAUGUGUAUUUAUAAAUAACGUGUCGAUCGUAAUUUUAAUUUUGAGAAUGUGAGAUUUUUUUAGUAAACCAGAGUAAAAUUUGUCAAAAUUCAUUUUAGCACCUCCCAUUAUUUCUUUCCUUGGAUGUCUUCCAUUCAAGUUAGGGUUAGGAGGUUAUUAUCUUCAUCUUUCUCAAUAUCCUUAUCCCAUACCACAUUCACACCCCCUUUUAUUUUAGGGGACCCCCUCACAAUGUUCUACUAGGCCAAAACCACACAUUCUCGUCUCUGAUCUAUCCUUUAUUCAUUUUCUUUUUAUUUUUUAAUUUUUUUUUAUUUUUAAUUUUGAGAUAAUUAUUUAAUAUUUAUAUAGUGAUACCCCUAGUUAGUUAAUAGCUGUGUAAAAUAUACGUCCCAUUUUAUAAAUUUUAUUUAUCAUUUUUAUUAUGAAAUGUAAUAAUGUAAUUCAUGUAUUUAUUUUAUAUAUGAUUGUUAAUAAAACAAUGCCCUUUUGUAUGCUGAUAUGAAUAUGAACGACUACGAUUUCAUCUUUUAUAUG
This is a messenger RNA of Vicia villosa (hairy vetch), 1313 nucleotides long. Its product is annotated as pollen-specific protein-like At4g18596. Bases 166 to 690 code for a protein of 174 amino acids. NCBI's taxonomy places the organism in Eukaryota, Viridiplantae, Streptophyta, Magnoliopsida, Fabales, Fabaceae. The record is from RefSeq and is a predicted model, not a curated record. The transcript is spliced from 2 exons.